Messenger RNA from Symbiodinium necroappetens, 2436 nucleotides. The record is from the annotation of a GenBank genome assembly. NCBI's taxonomy places the organism in Eukaryota, Dinophyceae, Suessiales, Symbiodiniaceae.
AUGGCGGGCAAUGCCAUGGAAGAUUUGCUGGGGCCACCAAGCACUGGGCAACAGUACAGCCAUCAGCAGUACAUACCCGGGACGGAGUACUACACUCCGCCUUCAGCACCAGAUCCAGGCAAGACGGUGGAUCUUUCUGGCCACAGCGCCGCGAGCUAUUCGACUCCCCCGCCGGGUCCUAGCUUUCGGCCUCCUAGUGGUCCGAGCAGCAGCAGCAGCACCGGCUUCGGAUCGCGAGAUCGAGGGCCUUCCAGCUUGGAAGGAGGGAGCGGACCGACGCUGUCCUUGUCCAGCUUGAACCCACAAGCUAUCAUGCAGCAGCUGACAUCGCGGCCAUUGACGGAAGUGGUAACGGAGCAGGGGCGCAACCUGAUGCAAAUUCCUCGCUACAUGGCGAGAGCGUACACAGCCGCAGCUCGCCGAUAUCUGCGGCCUUGGAAUGAGUUCGCCCGUCUCAAUCCGAGCAGAAUCCUCGAGGGUGUCCGGCAAGCCUCUCGCCGUGGUGAGAUUCAAAUCUACUUCCAGCGGAAUGUGAUUGCAAACGCACGACACUUCUGCCCGAACUAUGCUUUCAUCUUUCUGGCGAUGCUGUUUAUGUUCGUUUGCACAUCGCCAAUGCUGCUAAUGAUGCUUGCUGGAGUUGGUGGUGGAUGGUCCCAUGCCAUGCGCAGUGAACAGUUCAGAAAUCGUCCAUGGACGCUGGCGAUAGGUGGUGUCCAGGUGCCUCUUGGAUCCAACAUGAAAAUGUUGAUCAUGGCCUUGCCAACACUUCUCUUCCUGCACCUCUUCAUGGGUCCAGUCCUGUGGUCCGCAGCAUUGUGCAGUGGUGGUGUGAGCCUGGCGCAUGCUGCCUUACGGGACCGUGACGACGUGGAUAAGCUGGAUGAUGCUGAUGACAGGGACGGUUUGACGAAUCGAAUCGUAUCGACUUCAGUGCAUGAAGAUGGAGAGCGCAUCCGAGAUUUUCCGUUGCAGUGCUUGCAGCUUAGCAUGACUUACGCGGCAUCUCUUCUUGCUGGCGCAUUUGUGGAGCGUCUGCUCUUUAAUGCAGAUCUCCACUUUCUCCGUGCAGUGGAGGACUACGCUCGUGGCGGAUGUUGUGUAGAAAAUUCCAACGGUCGCAUAGGAGGCUCUUGGUUUUUGCAACAGGUGGCGCUGUCCUCCCUGCCAGAAGUUUGUGCUGCACUCGCUGCUGUGGCCCUGAAGAUCCUGGGCCAAGGUGCUCCUCCUGGCUUUUGCGCGCCCGUGCAUCGGACAAGGGGGCGGACUCUUGCCCAAAGUGCACUGGCCUCGCGGGAAGUGUUUGCCGAGGAGAGGAGCGAUUACGAAGAGGAUUCUGAACCGGAGGAUGACCUCGGAGUCCCAAAGCUCACGAGGUCAGCUUUCAAGCUGGAGACCUCCAGACAAGAUGCAGACAAGCUGGACAUCGACGCAGUUAGUGCUAUGGUACAAGGCGAGCUGACCAAUGCUGGCUUCAAGGUGCAGAUGCACGACGGUCAGCCAUCGAUGGAUCUGAUUGGAGCUGGGGAUGCGGAAGUCCUCCGGGCGGCAGCCGCGGCUUUGCAACAGCACGCGUUGCGACGGGAGCCUCCGACUGAGGAUUUGAUGGAGUCGCUGCAGGACUUGCUUGCUGAACAGCAGGUGGAUCCUCUGGUCGUGUCAUCGCUGAUGUGGUCCUGUGGAAGGCUGGUGGCAGACACCCGUCCUCUCUUGCCGACCCUGCGAGAUGUCGUCGUCGAGGCCGCUCGAGAUAUGAAUGCGCAGAACUUGACCUCCUGCUGGUGUUCUGCUGCGAAUUUGCAGCCUUAUGCAGAGGAGGUGGAUGAGAUGAUUCCGGCCUUGCUCAGUUUUGUUCUUCCAAAGGCUGCCGACUUGCAGCCAAGCCAGCUCGUGGCCUUCAUUUGGGCAUCCGGCAAGUUGGACCUUCGGCAGGAUGAGGUCGCGCAGAUCAGUGCCUUGCCGAAGCGCCUCCGAAGAUUCGAGCUAGAGAUACUUCCUCUGAAGGACAUAGCCAACUUUGUUUUCGGCCUGUCGCAGCUGGACUUCAGGGAUAUGGAUGUGCUGGGCAUGAUCGCAAAGACGGCCACUGGGAGGGUGGCCAAGUCAAAGCGUAAGGAAGCGCACCAGGACUUGCCAAUGAUUGUGAUGUCGCUGACGCGCUUGGGCUAUAAGGACAUGCAGAUGAACCUGCUCCUUGAUGCUGUUGCAGAUCGGCUACAGAAGACGCGCAUGUUAAAGAAGAUGCCCGACUGGAGCCUGGCAGCCCUGUUCUGGGCCUGGCCGCAAGAUGGCUCGCUGGACGGGGUGAGGAACAUGCAGGAGCUUCUUGCGCCAGAGGUGCAGCAAAGGAUGCGGAAGAACAAGUUUACGAGUCGAAUGUUGGAGAGGAGCUGGAUGGGUCCUGCUGAGUGGAGGAGAAAACCAGCCAAAGCGUAG